This is a messenger RNA of Protopolystoma xenopodis, 324 nucleotides long. NCBI's taxonomy places the organism in Eukaryota, Metazoa, Platyhelminthes, Monogenea, Polystomatidea, Polystomatidae. The record is from the annotation of a GenBank genome assembly.
GUUAUCCGCCUUCUCGGCUCAGAGAAUAUGAAGCUUGGCCCCAAGGAAAUGGCUCGCGUUCUCGAGAUGAUCGAUACUGAAACCUCAGCGCGAAGACUUCAUGAGUCUGAGGAUGUGCCUUCUAGUCGCAUCGAAACGCCAACGAGUGCUCCAGUUGAUCAGGAGACGUCUUCCUCUCCUUCAGAUAAGUGUCAAAAUAAUGACUCAUCCUCUGGUCUAGAGCCAGAAGCUAAGGUCUCUCCUGGGACUUCAGUGUCUUCCGGGGUUUUGGGGACCAAUCAUUCCCAUGGAAAUGUCAAAGAACGACCACAACCAUCACAAUAA